Cylicostephanus goldi is the source of this 456-nucleotide messenger RNA. NCBI's taxonomy places the organism in Eukaryota, Metazoa, Nematoda, Chromadorea, Rhabditida, Strongylidae. The record is from the annotation of a GenBank genome assembly.
AUGGAAGCUGGACGCUCCGAAAUUUCUAGUGACGCUUCGCAAAUUCCAGUCACCUCGAGCUCUGACUUUUUUGAGACCCUGGAGUGGACAGAGCGUCAGCAGGCUGCUGCUCGACCCCCUCCGCCACCGCCACCCCAUGAAGCCAAACCUCAUGUUACCGAUCCAAAUCUCUUCUCUAUCUUACAAUCGGAGAGAACGCAGACGACUGGCGUAUCUUCACCAUCAAGUCGCAGUAACUCGUCUCGUCCACCUAUGCAUAGUGGCGCGGAUGUUGCCGAAGCUUACGAACGCCAUGCGGGCAUACGAGUAAGCCAUGUUGCAGAUCCGGACGCUGAUCAGUACAAAUUCGAUUAUGAAAAAGAGACACCUAUACUAAGCGCUUUCACUCCACCUUGCGCACCUGUCAGCGAAUUCGAUCUGCUGGACUUAGGAUCUUCAGGUAUUGGUUACUAUUAA